Aspergillus costaricaensis CBS 115574 is the source of this 1301-nucleotide messenger RNA. RefSeq names its product CobW family GTP-binding protein. Gene Ontology annotation, cellular component: cytoplasm. The transcript has 6 exons. The record is from RefSeq and is a predicted model, not a curated record. NCBI's taxonomy places the organism in Eukaryota, Fungi, Ascomycota, Eurotiomycetes, Eurotiales, Aspergillaceae. The coding region runs from base 54 to 1235 and encodes 393 amino acids.
UUUAUACUCCGGUCAACUUUUUCUCCCCAGCUUGCAAAAACACAGCGUUCGAAAUGGACGACGACGAUGCCCCACCCCAGCUAGUUGACAUCUCGACCGCCCCCGAUGUGGCCCCGCCAUCGACGUCACUAGACACGCCGCCUCAGAACCGCGUGCCCAUCACGCUUGUGACUGGCUAUCUGGGAGCCGGCAAGACCACUCUCCUCAACUAUAUCCUCACCGAGAAGCAUGGCAAGAAGAUUGCCGUGAUCAUGAACGAGUUCGGUGACUCAACCGACAUCGAGAAACCCCUAACCGUCAACCAAGACGGUCAAGAAGUGACCGAAUGGAUGGAAGUCGGCAAUGGCUGCAUCUGCUGCUCCGUCAAAGACAACGGCGUCAUGGCCAUCGAAUCCCUAAUGGAACGCCGCGGCGCCUUCGACUACAUCCUGCUUGAAACGACCGGGCUCGCCGACCCAGGCAACAUCGCCCCAGUCUUCUGGGUCGACGACAACCUAGGAAGCAGCAUCUACCUCGACGGAAUCGUGACUCUCGUGGACGCCAAAAACAUCCUGCACCUGCUCGACGAGCCCACGCCCGAAGAAACCGUCUCCAGCCACGGAACAGAAACCGAACCCAACCACAAGCACACGCACACCGGCCCCGUCCUCUCCAUGGCACACAUGCAAAUCUCCCACGCCGACGUAAUCAUCAUCAACAAAGCCGACCUCGUCACAGCAGACGAACUCGCCAUAGUCCAAGACCGGGUAACGGCCAUCAACAGCGCAGCUAAAAUCCACAUCACGGAUCAUAGCAAAACGCCGAAGAUAGAGGGCGUGGUGCUGGAUUUGCAUGCGUAUAAUCAUUUGGAUUCGUUGGAUUUCGCUCAGAAGGGACAUAGUCAUAUGGAUCCGUCCAUCUCAACCAUCGCCCUCACUACACCCCCCAUCACCCCAGCUCAGGUAUCCCGCGUGGACACCUGGCUUCAAUCCGUCCUCUGGGACUCCGUGAUGCCGCUUGCGGAGGAAGUAUCCGGGCCGACGGGGUUCGAUAUCCAUCGGUUAAAGGGGAUUCUGGUGCUGAGUGAUGGGUCGACGAAGAUUAUUCAGGCGGUGCGGGAUGUUUUUGAGAUUAGGGAUUCGGAGCCGGCGGAUGGGAAAAACCAGUGUAAGAUUGUUUUGAUUGGUCGGGGGUUGGGUGGUGAUGAUGGGGAGAGGGCGUGGCAGAGGAGUUUGGAGGAGUGGUUGGGUCGGUAGAGUACUACUAAGUAAUAGGAUGAUUUGGUGAUGAGGGUGUUUGUAACGAUGACGAUGAUGAUGAUG